CCAGAGUACACUGCGGAAGCCGCCGGCCUAAGCCGGCUUCUUGCCGUCUCCCGCCGGGCUGGGGAGAGGGUAGGACUAUGGACGGGCUCCGGGCUAGCGCUGGGCUGCUGAGGCGCGGGCGGUUGAGGCGCCGGCGCCAGCCACAGCCACACAGUGGGUCGGUCCUGGCCCUGCCCUUGAGGCCCAGGAAGAUCCGAAGGCAGCUGAGGAGAAGUGUCGCGUCCCGGGUGGCCGCGCUGAGGGCCCAGGCGCUGCCGAGCGAGGACUCGGAGGACUCGAGGGUGGAGUCGAUGGUCGACGAUCCCAGGGACCCGCUGGCUGGCGGGGCGGCGGCCCUCUCGGAUGUGACCCGGCGGGAGCCGUACGGCCACCUCGGGCCCGCGGAGCUGUUAGAGGCCUCGCCCGCGUCCCGCUCCCUGCAGACUCCCCGCGCCCUGGUGGAGGCGCAGACCCCGCCGGCGCGCCUGGUGGAGGCAUCCGCCCUGCCGGCACGCCUGGUGCAGGCCUCGGGCCCCCCGCCGCGCUUGGUGGAGGCCUCGGCCGUGCUGUGCUCUGCCCAGCACUUGGCGGCCGCCCCGCCGUCCGUGGCUCCAGCGACGCUGUCGGGGCCGCCGGGGGAAAGCGCGGGCGGGGAGCUGCCCUGGGACUCCCCGCUGCAGCGCGUCUUGGCUGAGCUGAACCGCGUCCCCAGCAGCCGGCGGCGGGCGGCGCGCCUCUUCGAGUGGCUCAUCGCGCCUAUGCCGCCCGACCAUUUCUACCGGCGCCUAUGGGAGCGCGAGGCUGUGCUGGUGCGGCGGCAGGACCACACCUACUACCAGGGUCUUUUCUCUACCGCCGACCUGGACUCAAUGCUGCGCAACGAGGAGGUGCAGUUCGGGCAGCACCUGGACGCCGCGCGCUACAUCAGUGGGCGGCGCGAAACCCUGAACCCACCCGGCCGCGCCCUGCCCGCCGCCGCGUGGUCCCUGUACAGGGCCGGAUGCUCCCUGCGCCUCCUCUGUCCGCAGGCUUUCUCCACCACCGUGUGGCAGUUUUUGGCUGUGCUCCAGGAGCAGUUUGGAAGCAUGGCAGGCUCCAACGUUUACCUCACGCCCCCUAACUCGCAGGGCUUUGCCCCCCACUACGACGAUAUCGAGGCUUUUGUGCUGCAGCUGGAAGGUAGGAAACUCUGGCGGGUCUACCGACCGCGGGUUCCGACCGAGGAACUAGCCCUGACAUCCAGCCCCAACUUCAGUCAGGAAGACCUAGGAGAGCCGGUGCUACAGACGGUGCUGGAACCUGGAGAUUUGCUCUAUUUUCCCCGAGGCUUCAUUCACCAAGCCGAAUGCCAGGAUGGAGUGCACUCUCUGCACCUGACGUUGUCCACAUACCAGCGCAAUACCUGGGGCGACUUCCUGGAGGCUGUACUGCCUCUGGCAGUGCAGGCUGCAAUGGAGGAAAAUGUGGAGUUUCGUAGGGGACUGCCCCGAGACUUUAUGGAUUACAUGGGGGCCCAGCAUUCGGAGUCUAAGGAUCCGCGAAGAACUGCUUUCAUGGAGAAAGUGCGGGUCUUGGUUGCCCGCUUGGGACACUUUGCCCCUGUCGAUGCUGUGGCUGACCAGAGAGCCAAAGACUUCAUCCACGAUUCUCUGCCCCCUGUGCUGACUGAUAGGGAGAGGGCACUAAGCGUUUAUGGGCUCCCAAUUCGCUGGGAGACUGGGGAACCUGUAAACGUGGGGGCCCAGUUGACAACAGAAACAGAAGUGCACAUGCUUCAGGAUGGUAUAGCUCGGCUGGUGGGUGAGGGAGGCCAUUUGUUUCUCUAUUAUACAGUGGAAAACUCCCGAGUUUAUCAUCUGGAAGAGCCCAAGUGCUUGGAGAUAUACCCCCAGCAAGCUGAUGCCAUGGAACUCCUGCUCCGCUCCUACCCAGAGUUUGUGAGGGUAGCGGACUUGCCCUGCGACAGUGUGGAGGACCAGCUUUCCUUGGCGACCAUGUUAUAUGACAAGGGGCUGCUGCUCACCAAGAUGCCUCUAACCUGAACUAGUUACUCCUUGAUUGCCAGAAACAAGACAGUAGUGAUUCUCUCCUACCACCACCACUUUUUUGGGGGGAAAAAUUCGUUCUUACCUUAAUAACCAUCAGUGUGCUUACAUUUACCUUUAUGACUGCUUCAAUGUCACAGAACUCAGACGGUCUUCUAGGAAACACCACCUCAUCUAGGCACAAAAGUAAAAUCAGAAGUUGGAGGUGGAAGAAGGAGCUUUUUCUGAAGUAACCUUGAUUCCUGAUCGUUUGAGAGUACCAACUUCAUCAUCACCCUCAGGCUUCCGUGUACUGUGUGGCAUUUGCUGUGUUACUCUGCUUGAGACAUUAGAAGUUUUUAUUUGGAAUUUGCAUCCUUCAUUUGAGUUCUCUUUCAUCAGUUUGGGGGGAGGGUUGGGGUCAGUAUCCUGUUUGCUACUCUGAGUUUGUGUGAAUGUUAGAAAAGUUAUUAAAGUGCCAGAGAAUGUUUUCCUUUUUCUAGGGCUAGAUUAUUAUGUGGCAUGGUUUGAAGAAAUGUGGGAGGAGGGAGGUCGACAGAGAAAAUCAACAGCUGAGGUGAAAGGUAACUUGGGGCAGUUGUAGGAUUGGGGCCAAUUCUGCAACUUUGGGGGUAAUUUAUUCAUUUUAAUCAUGUUACUUGAACCCCAAACAGCACAAUCCUAUUAGAAAAGUUAUGAGUAUAUUAUGUUUUUAAAAGUGUAUUAUGGUUUUGCUCAGCGUUUGCUUGCAUCAGUGGCUGGCACUGCUCCCAGAGAGACAGAAUAUCACCUAGUUGUGCUGUCAUAGGCCUCAGUCAGCCAACUUGUAGCAAGCUGGCCAGGAGGGAAGGCUGGUGUUCAAGUUACUUUCCACUCUCAUUUUUUUCUGGCAGUUGGAAGAAACUUCCCCAAAUCUGGCAAGUGAAUAUUCUCAUGGUUGGUGGAAAAGAGCCUGGUGUACCAGAGAGAGCACUGGACUUGGAACCAGAAGACCUGGGUUUGGGGUGGUGGCUGGUGGGCAGUUGGCUGAAUGACCUGAGGCUGCUGCUACGCCUGGGCACACUGAUUUUCUGUUUUAAGAGCUCCAGGUCACUGGAGGAAGUGAGCUCAUCCCGGAUGUGGCUCCAGUCGUAUUGCUGGUGCAAGAAGCUCUGCCACUUACUGGG
Balaenoptera musculus (blue whale) is the source of this 3169-nucleotide messenger RNA. It is a transcript of the gene RIOX1, whose product is annotated as ribosomal oxygenase 1. The coding region runs from base 78 to 2021 and encodes 647 amino acids. Gene Ontology annotation, molecular function: histone H3K36 demethylase activity; histone H3K4 demethylase activity. The record is from RefSeq and is a predicted model, not a curated record. Lineage: Eukaryota; Metazoa; Chordata; Mammalia; Artiodactyla; Balaenopteridae. The transcript has 2 exons. Gene Ontology annotation, cellular component: nucleolus.